AUGGCCGCUGGCAACCGCAAAGAGCGUCGAGCAAAAGAAGCAAACAAGACGACUCCACACCCGCUCGAUCCCACCACCGAGCUCGACGAAGAGAGCGUCAAGAACAUCCUGAAGCACCCAGACCGCGCUGGGCCGAAGGGCAAGACACUGUUCGAGCUGGCAGAUGAGCGACAGCGAGAGCUCGAUGCAGCGAAGCCAAAGAGCAGAAUCGUAGAGGUACAGGAAGCUCUGAAUGAGCCGGUUGGAGCUGUGGGCGAUGCCAUCCUCUACGCGAUCUCCAUGACCGCGCUGCACCUCACACUCGAUGUCAUCGUCUACAACCAAUACCGCGAGGCUAUACUCUGGGACGAGAUCUUUAAGCGCGCCGCCACUGCUUCACCUAUCUUCGCCAUUCUGGUGUACCUCACCCACGUCGAGUUCUCGUAUCGAUUCCCUGUACUGCGCAACCUUGCAUUCUUGGUUGGCUCUAUUGCAGCUGGCUGCUACAUCAUCUAUUCGGCAAACACAUACGGCUACUUCUACGUGAUGAAGGCGGCACCACCACUCGGCGCCCUGUGGGUCUGGAGUGUUAUCGAGAUGAGCCUUCCGUAUGCAGCAGCCAAUGUUGUUGCCGUGAUUGUCUACAUAUGGUGGAAUAAGUUUGACUUCUUCUGA
Molecule: messenger RNA, 654 nt
Organism: Macroventuria anomochaeta
Lineage: Eukaryota; Fungi; Ascomycota; Dothideomycetes; Pleosporales; Didymellaceae
Exons: 1
Coding region: 1-654 (217 amino acids)
Source: RefSeq, a predicted model, not a curated record